This is a messenger RNA of Cydia splendana, 585 nucleotides long. RefSeq names its product cuticle protein 1-like (gene CPH4). The record is from RefSeq and is a predicted model, not a curated record. Lineage: Eukaryota; Metazoa; Arthropoda; Insecta; Lepidoptera; Tortricidae. The coding region runs from base 139 to 582 and encodes 147 amino acids. The transcript has 3 exons.
CCCACAAAAAGAUACUUUAUCGUAGCAAUGAUUACUGGCCACUUUCAAUACAGCUGUACAGCAACGCUCGUAUAAAAGACCCAACGCACCGCUGGACAGCAUUCAGUAGCUAUCUAGCAGUCUGACAAGAAGUGCAAGAUGAGAUUUCUGAUCGCUUUCGCCGCCGUCCUCGGCUACGCUUCGGCCUCGGCCAUCCUGCCUUACGGCCUCGGCAUCAACGCCGGCGACGCGCAAGCGGCCGCCAUUGACGCCACCGUGGCCGCGCAGGACCAUGCGCGCGCGGCGGUGGAGGGGAACCUCAGGGCGAACGAGGCCGCCGUGCAGUGGAACACUGAAGCCGUCCGCCAGGCCGCGGAGACCAGUAGGGAUAUUAAUGAGAACGCUUACUGGAAUGGCGUCGCCGCUUCCCAGAACGUCGUAGCCGCCGCCCAAUCGCAAGCGGCCGCCCUGAACGGCAUCGCCGCCGCCCGCGCCGGCCUGUGGGGCGCCCCCAUCGCGCCCCUCGCCCCCGUCGCCGCCUGGGGCGCCCCCCUCGCUUACGGCGGUCUGGGCAUCCAUGGCGCCGCUCUGCGCGCGUGGUAAAAC